Molecule: messenger RNA, 738 nt
Organism: Papaver somniferum (opium poppy)
Lineage: Eukaryota; Viridiplantae; Streptophyta; Magnoliopsida; Ranunculales; Papaveraceae
Product: F-box protein At3g07870-like
Exons: 1
Coding region: 1-738 (245 amino acids)
Source: RefSeq, a predicted model, not a curated record
AUGCCGCCAAAUUCCGAAAAUAGCAAUACGGAUCAGGGAUUGUAUGGGUUUGGUUAUGACGACAAGAUUGAUGAUUUCAAAUUGGUAAGAGUUUCCGAAGUUCAUACACCUAUUGAUAGUUCUGAUGGUUAUGAGGAUGAGUUUGUAAUUCAGAUAUUUAGAUCUAUACCAAAUUCUGAUGAAGUCGAAGUCUCUUGGGUCAGAUCAGAAUCCAGAGUGGAGAUCUACACAUUAGGAUCAAAUUCAUGGAGAACCUAUGAGUGUCAGGAUAUGCCUUACUACUUCUAUAGUGGAACAAAACCUGAGGUGGUUGUUAAUGGAGCUCUCCAUUGGUCGGCCGACAAGAAGAGUGAGUAUUAUGUAGCUAUUGUAUCUUUUGAUAUGGCGAAUGAGACAUUCAAGGAGGUUGCAAGAUUGGAAGGGCCCAUGCUACAUCUAGUAGAAUGCGAUCAUCAUAGUAUUGAUAGUAAUAGUGUGGCUGCGUUAGGAGGGUGCAUUUGCAUACUUCAUAAAACUUAUGGUGUUAAAGUCGAUGUAUGGGUGAUGCAGGAAUAUGGAGUAAAAGAAUCGUGGACAAAAAGGUUUACAAUUACACUGAAGUCCAUUACUGAAACCAGUGAUUUGGAGGUGAUUUGUGAGUUUCAGAACAAUGAGAUUCUUUUCUAUACUGAUGAUGGUUUAGUUUAUUAUGAUCCAAAUCAUAAUCUCCCCCUGUUUAAUGCCAACAAGCCCGACUGA